CUCCCAACUCAGAGUUGUAGUUCACUGGGCAUCUGAGUGAACGAAAAGUUUGGGAGUCAUCGACCUGAUCAGUCAAGAAGCGCCAAGGAUAAAAUUCGGCCAUGGCUUCCCUUCGAGGGAGCAGUGCGCAGGUGCUACGGCGCGGGUCCCUUUGGGGAUCAUCCCUGGGCCAAACAGCCGCGGUAGCAGCACCAUGCGCUGCCUCACGCGCAACACUCAGCACACUCGUCAACUCUUCCUCUUCCGAUUCGCUCAGAAGUAGCAGGAAGCCUGCUUUGUCGAUCCAGCUGUGCGCAGCUGCGAGUGCUCGAGGCUUGCGGCAGGCUCGUGUACUGAAGAGCAGCGCUACUAUCUUCAGCAAGGAUCGCAGUUGGGUCGACAAGGGCGAGGUCACAUACGACGAGCUGAAGCCCGAGACGGAGGCGCCAAGCGGUCACAUCACCCUCAUCGACGUUCGAGAGCCAGAUGAGGUGGCGCAAGGCAUGAUCCCAUCCUCGGUCAACGUCCCACUCUCGGAGUUUAAGAGCGCGUUCGACGUCAAUAAGUCGUCGCGUGGCGCAUUCUCGUCCAAGUACGCAUUCGAUCGCCCGGGCUUCGACGACAAGAUCGUCUUUUACUGCCGUAGCGGCAAGAGGAGCACCGAGGCGCAAGACUUUGCACGCAAAAUGGGCUGGUGGAACGCGAGAAACUACAAGGGCAGCUGGCUCGACUGGGUCGUGCACGCGAAGAAUGAGUGAACGUGGCCGCGGAUGGACCGUGGCAUUUGAUUUGGUCUGAACCUGGCGCAUGCAGAUUAUGCUUCUGUUGCCCGCACGCGUGGAAAAACUGUAUGCCUACUUCAUUUGGCAUCUAUGAACAUCUGUGCUGGCUAGUUCUCUUCAACUCUGAAAAUGACACGAU
Tilletiaria anomala UBC 951 is the source of this 900-nucleotide messenger RNA. RefSeq names its product Rhodanese-like protein. The record is from RefSeq and is a predicted model, not a curated record. The coding region runs from base 102 to 737 and encodes 211 amino acids. Gene Ontology annotation, molecular function: thiosulfate-cyanide sulfurtransferase activity. The transcript has 2 exons. NCBI's taxonomy places the organism in Eukaryota, Fungi, Basidiomycota, Exobasidiomycetes, Georgefischeriales, Tilletiariaceae. Gene Ontology annotation, cellular component: mitochondrion.